CGCCUCCCACAGCCCGAGGCUGCUCCGUGCGGUCUGUGGCUAGGGGCGGACGAGAAGCAGACAGCGCCCCACCCUGUUGCCCACCAGACUGGUCUGGAACUCACUGUGAAAACGACACCAGGCUCCAGCUGGUGGAAAUCCUCCUGCCUCUGCUUCCAAAGUGAUGGGAUUACAGAUGUGACCACUAGCGAGCGGUCUUGAGUUAAAACAGACCUCACAGGCUGCUCUUGUCAUUAGGUUAUUGUCAGUAACGAUUUUUACCGCAUUGAAAACAUCAUCUCAGAUGACCAGAGGAGUGGGUGCACACGUAGCCUUAUUAUGUAUCUCUGCCUGCCCUGGAAUUCGCCAUGUAGACCACACUGACCUCAAACCCAAGGAGAUCUAUCUGUCUGCCUCUCCCUCCCAAGAACUGGAGUCAAAGAUCAGGCAGAGGAGUCAUGUCCGAAGAAACAGUCAGAGAAUCACAAUUCUCCUUGAAGACGGCCGCACUGAGAGUGUUCGACCUCCCUGUGUCUUGGUACUAUUCUCUCUCCCAGAUCAAAUUCUCCCCAGUAGCUAAAAAGUUGUUUGCGGUGACUGCUGUGAGCGCUAUAUCUGUAAUCUUUUUUGCCCAUCACUUUAAAAGAAGACGUGGAAAAAAGAAAGGAAAAGUACUCCCGUGGGAACCAGAGCACCUCAUACUUGAACAGACGAAACGAGCAGCGUCGGACAAAGGUUCAAGUUGUUCCAGCAGUAGACAGAAUUUGACCUUGUCACUGAGUUCUACCAAGGACAAAGGAUCUCAGUCCUGUAACUACGCUAAUGGAGGACUUUUCAGCAAAUACUCGGAUUCUGCCCAGAGCCUAGCCUCUGUCCAGAGUGUCAACUCCUGCCAUAGCUGUGCUUGUGGGAACUCUAACUCGUGGGACAAAGCAGACGAGGAUGACAUGAAGCUUGUCAACAUCCCGGUGACCACCCCAGAGAACUUGUACUUGAUGGGUAUGGAAUUGUUUGAAGAGGCGUUGCGUCGAUGGGAACAAGCGCUGACCUUCCGCAGUAGACAGGCAGAAGAGGAGGCCUGUGGCUCUGUUAAGCUGGGAGCCGGAGAUGCCAUUGCUGAAGAAAGCGUGGACGAUAUAAUUAGCACGGAAUUCAUCCACAAACUUGAAGCUCUGCUGCAGAGGGCCUAUCGUCUGCAGGAGGAGUUUGAAGCGACCCUUGGAGGGUCUGACCCUAACUCCCUUGCAAAUGAUACAGAUAAAGAUCCAGACGUGAGCACCAAGGAGAAUGUGGAUGACUUUGGCCUGCAAGACGCCCUGAGCAGCGAAUCUGCAGAUCUCUUUGCUUCAGCAGCAGAGCUGACGGAGCACAGAGAAGUGCGGCACACCUACAGCCUGGAUUCCUUCUGCCGCUGCCCGUUCUACGAAGAAGCAAUGCAUUUAGUUGAAGAAGGAAAAAUUUACUCCAGAGUACUGAGAACUGAGAUGCUGGAGUGCCUCGGAGACAGCGACUUCCUGGCCAAACUCCACUGUAUUCGGCAGGCUUUUCAGGUGAUUCUCUCAGAAGCAGCCAACAGGAUAUUCCUGGCUGAGAGUGGAAGGAAGAUUUUAUCAGCUUUAAUUGUGAAAGCACGGAAGAAUCCAAAGAAAUUUGAAGAUGUUUUUGAUGAAAUGAUCUAUUUUUUAGAGCAGACUGACCACUGGGAUAGUACUGAGAUGGAACUUGCUGCCAGAGGGGUGAAAAAUAUAAAUUUUUAUGAUGUGGUUCUGGAUUUUAUUUUAAUGGAUUCCUUUGAAGAUUUAGAAAACCCACCAACAUCCAUACAGAAUGUAGUGAACAAUCGCUGGCUCAACUCCUCCUUCAAAGAAACUGCUGUGGCUUCAAGUUGCUGGUCGGUGCUGAAACAGAAAAGGCAGCAGAUGAAGAUCUCAGAUGGAUUUUUUGCCCAUUUUUAUGCCAUUUGUGAGCAUGUAAGCCCUGUGUUAGCCUGGGGCUUCUUGGGCCCUAGGAAUUCUCUGUAUGACUUGUGUUGCUUCUUUAAGAAUCAAGUUCUUUUCUUUCUCAAAGACAUCUUUGACUUUGAGAAGGUGCGCUAUUCGAGCAUAGACGCCUUGGCAGAGGACCUCAUGCACUUGCUCAUCCGCCGCACAGAACUGCUAGUUGCCUGUCUGGGCGCGGACACCCUAAGGCAUGCCACCGCCUGUACUAGUGGACACCACCAUGCUGUGCCCACCCCGCUGUUAGAAGCCAAAGUACAAUGAGUACCAGAAGAGGUGUGAGCGCUGUCUGGUUGUGAGGUGUGCCUCAGGAGCCACAGAAUUGACGCUGCGGACUCAAGGAGGGAGAAAGUCUCAAAGAAUGGGUGUUGCACUGUACUUCUGCAGAAAUUCUGUCAUUGAACCCAUGUGCGAUAUGUCCAGGGCGACUCUUUUCAUAAUCUUAGGUAAUAAUUUGAGUUGUGAAACGUUGCAUAAUUUGUGUCUGUUGCUUGAACUGCAGCCAGUACAUAGGGGUUCAUUAAUUGUCUCCACACUGUCUGGAAUGUCCAGUGUCGCUCUCAAAAUAUGCCUCAAUGCUUUGCACCCUGAAAAUACACUAGCCCAAGAGCACUGUGGUUCACGUGUGCAGGAGUUUAUGACUUCUAGAGUCAACAUAUCUAACUUUGCCUGAAGCGUGUUCUUACUUCACUAAACUGUUACUUCUUAGUUUAGUCAAAUGUAGACAAUCGUGGUGUUUAGCUGUGCUGUUUGCCUUAUUGCUUGUAUAUUUGCUUUGUAUUUGAAUCAAAGGAAUUGUAAGCACCAGGGAUUGGUGUACAGAACUAAAAUGGAGGAGGCCGGAAGUCCAGAGACUGCAGCUUGUGGAGGACCCACUGCUGUCUGCCGAGGUGUGAUACCCCCAAGGGGUUUUAUCUUUUUAUAAAUUGGUGAAUAUUAGAUUUAAAAAUAUAAUCUAUUUACAAAGAAAAAAUAAAUAAUAUCCUCUUUUAAAUGAAACUAUGAACUUAAGGUGUUAAACCUAGUAGAAUCAAAUAACUUCUUUCUCUGUCCACAAAACAAACCUAAUUCCCCCAGAGAGAGCGCAGCACCCUGGUGCCCAAGAUUUAAAAAUACUAGUUCUCUGAGCUUGUGUUUUAAAGGCCUUUUCCUCUCAGAAAUUGAACACAAAUAUUUUAAAUGAUAUGGGAAUAUAUUUUGUCUCCUUAAGAUAAACAUAUGAGGGGCUGGAGAGAUGGCUCAGUGGUUAAGAGCACUGGCUGCUCUUCCAGAGGUUCUGAGUUCAAUUCCCAGCAACCACAUGGUGGCUCACAACCAUCUGUAAUGAGAUCUGGCGUCCUCUUCUGGUGUACGGGCAUACAUGGAGGCAGAAUGUUGUAUACAUAAGAAAUAAAUAAAUAAAUCUUUAAAAAAAAAGAUAAACAUAUGAACAAGUGGCAAAUCAUAUUACAUAUUUUCAAGCCUCAUGAAUUUUGCUGUGAGAUCAUGUCCCACUUGCUCAUUGGAUCAGUCUGUUGACUUGAAGUCCUAGAGUGGACUGCGUUCGUUUUCAGAGUGAGUUAUACAGAAAGAUCUGAAAUGCGUUCUUUAAAAUGCAUUUUUAGAUUAAAGUGCCUAGAUUAAGGUUAAUGAUAAGAAAAGAUAAAAAAAUAAGUUUAACUUUUUUAAGCCUUUAUAUAUCCAUGAUAGUUAUGUACAGUAAUCCUAAGUUGUAAAGUGUUGGCUUGUGCCAUUAGCGUGUCUAGGCUUUCAGCGCCUUGCCGCCUUCUGCAUCACUUUUUACUCCCCUAAUUACCUGUUUGUGAUUCUCACCAAUGACGAGUACCAAGUGCAUUCUGCCCUGCUUCCCUUUGUACGUACUCUAGCUGUAUCUACCUUCCGAGAUGUCAGCAGAUGCAAGUGACCCCGUGCGCGUGCCUACACAUGCCGGUUGCCACAUAAGCAAGACAGUUAUGGAUUGUAUUAGUUAGCUCACUGGAGAGCUAGAUGUUUUAUACCGUGAGAUAAUCGUGGGCCAUGGCCUUUCCUAAAAGCGUUUGAUUUCUCCCUGCUUUUAAAUUUCAUUUAAAAACAAUAAAUUGCCCAUCUUCAAGAAGGGCUUGGUUUGGCUGGGAGGCGGUAGUGCACACCUUUAACCCCAGCACUCAGGAGGUAGAGGCAGAUGGUCUUUGUGAGUUUGAGGCCAGCCAGGACUACACAGAGAAAUCCUGUCUCAAAAAAAUGAAAAGAAAGAAAGGGUUGGUUUGUCCAACUGAAGUACUUAAAUUUGAUUAGUUUCUGGUGAGCUAAUUAACCGGCACACUCACUAGAUACUUUCUUUGUGGCCUUUGACAAAAGAGAUAAUAAUGACCUAGAAAGAUUUGGGGGUAAUAAAUAUAGAAGAAAACUCUUUUGGGGGAUCAGGGUUGGGGGGUGGGGUAACUUUUUAAAGGAAAAUGUCUUUUUAAACAACAUCUCUGACUUGACUGUUGAAAAUACUUAAGAUACACACUAGUUUUCAUUUGCCUUAAAAUUAAACAGAGUAGCAAUGCUUUACAAAAUAAAAAUAAAACAAAAGACCAGACUAAGCUAGAGCCUGGGGCAGGGGCAGUUAGUGGGACUCAUGGCAUUAACUGAAGGUCGCCUGCCGUAGCCUCCUCAUGCUGGGUGUAAGAGGACAGAGUUAAUCCGAAGAAAAAUCUUCCAGAGAAAAAGGGGAAAUAUUCAGUUGAUUUAUUUUUCCUUUGUUUCUCUUUGUUCUUGUUCAGCUAAAAGGGUUAUCCUUCCUUACCGGAGGUUAAAACUAUGUUCAAGAAAGCUUUCUCUUCUGUUAAAGUCGUCUCCAAAGACCUGUGUCUGUCUGCUGGAGGAAUACUUACCGUUUGUAUCUGUCCACUGUGAUUAUUGACCUGUUGAGUUAACUGGGUAUAAAAAUGUAUUUACAAAUGUCUCCUUGCUUUAAGAUGAGUGUUUCUUCCUUCAGUCCCCGCAGUUAGCCUAGGGCUGAGAGCAGCAAAGCUGACAAAGUGGAGGUGAGCACCCGUGACCUGUCGCGAUACCCGUGACCUGUCGCGAUACCCGUGACCUGUCGCGAUACCCGUGACCUGUCGCGAUACCCGUGACCUGUCGCGAUCAGAGCUGUAAGUUAUGUUCAGAACUCGUUUUUACCUUUAAUGUGAACAUGGAUUCAGAAAUUAAUUGAACUGUAAUUUCAAACUGACUAUAAGGAUUAGACUAAGUUGAAAUCUAUAAAUUUUUUAACCAACAAAUAUGUAUGAGAGACAUAAGAGUUUAUAUAACCUGCGGUAAAUGGACAUAUAAAACACUUGGUUCCUAAUGAUGCCUGGCUGAUGUCAGCACAUCUGUUUCUUAGUGUAGGAACUGGACUCAUUCGUUUGUGUAAGAGUAAACCACCGCCGGAGCAGCCAGCAGCACUGGCCCCAUGCAGGCGCUAGGAUGGGCAUGUCUUUGUUCUGGCCAGUAAAAAAGUGACGGUGUCUUGGUGACGCGCUAGCUGCCUUAAGUAACGUUUGAUACAACUGUGAGGCCACUGUGGCCUCGGUAGGCUGCACUUUGACAUAGGCCACAUCUGGAGGCCGAAACAGAGGACUCUGGAUGCACUGAGAUCAAGUGUAACAUAUUACCAAAUAUCUGUAUGUGCUAAUGUGGAAAUAAAGUAGUAUUGCCAUGAA
This is a messenger RNA of Myodes glareolus (Bank vole), 5647 nucleotides long. It is a transcript of the gene Miga1, whose product is annotated as mitoguardin 1. Lineage: Eukaryota; Metazoa; Chordata; Mammalia; Rodentia; Cricetidae. Gene Ontology annotation, biological process: mitochondrial fusion. The record is from RefSeq and is a predicted model, not a curated record.